Molecule: messenger RNA, 2049 nt
Organism: Rhizopus microsporus ATCC 52813
Lineage: Eukaryota; Fungi; Mucoromycota; Mucoromycetes; Mucorales; Rhizopodaceae
Exons: 7
Coding region: 1-2049 (682 amino acids)
Source: RefSeq, a predicted model, not a curated record
AUGAAUUCGUGGUUAAAUAGUAGUGAGAAUGUUGUCGACGAGAUAAAAUCUACGCCUUCAACUUCAAAAAUAACAAGUUUAUCAAAACCAAAGAAAACGAUUGAAAUGAAAGACGAGAAUGGCAAAGGCAAAGGCAAAGAAGUCAUUUCACAAUUAAAUAGCUAUGAAGAGUCUGCUUCAGAUGAUAGUAUGGAUCUAGAUACAGAUCCAUUAGUUUGGGAACAAGCAGCAAAGAUUAUGGAAACAGUAGAAAAAGAUCAUUUAGAAAAAGAGUUAAAGUCACUUAGUAUGGAAGAUAAACCAAGUCUAAAAAGAAAACAACCACAUGUGGACGGAGAGGAUCUAUUCACAAGAGAAGCAGUAAAAAACUGGCAGCCACCACGGUUAAGGGCAUGGCAUGCACGUCAUACGAGCCCUGAAACCUAUUACUUUAGACUGGUCGUUCCUGGUCAACUGCAACACAAUGGAUCAUGGAGCAAGGAAGAAAAGAAGCGAUUCAUGGAAAGAUAUCAAGAAUGGAUAGAUAAGGGGAUUAGAAUAGGUACCAUGUGGGGUAUAUUCAGUAAGGCUUUCCCUCAUAGAGUUGGUUAUCAAUGUAUGUCAUACUAUCGCUCCCUUGUUAAAAAAGGAAUACUAAAAGAUGAAAACUAUACGAUUGUGGAUGGAAAGCUAAAGGGUUCCAGUAACCGUUUUGGAGCACCUUCUAUUUCAAAUUACAGUCUUGAUCCUGAAUGGGAAACAGAAGAAGUCAAACAGAUUGAAAGACAAGUGGACGAAUGGAUUAAGGAGUUUCAUGGAGGAUCAGUUAUCAAGCAACCUACAGCUGUUCGACGGAAACCCGCUACAGCAGCUUCGACUACUGCUGCUAGGCCCAGAAAUCAAAAAUCAAGAAUAUCAGAUAUGAUCACAAAAAUGCCUCAGAAGCAGUUAAGGGGCGAGAAUGAUGAUGAUGAUGAUGAUGGCUUUGUGGAUAAUGGUGAUGCAGAGGUGGCUCACCUACAAGAACGGGAUUGGGAUAAAGAGUGGAAAGAGCGACUGGAAGCAUACAAGAAUUUCUUAACUCCAUAUCUCGAUAAAGAAAAAAGACAUCAGUACUGGCAGGCCAAGCAAGAAUGGCGUCGAGGGCUUCUGACAACAGAAAUGCUUAUGCAAAAAAGCAUGAUACAAAAAACUCCUAGUACGCUUCCAUCAACAGAGACAGCUAACGGAGCAAAGGUAGUACAGUCAACACUAUCAAGGUUCUUCACUGGUGUCAAGAAGCGAAAGGUUGAUACACCUGACGAACUCAUUUCAUUUGUACGUAUUCCUAAUGAAUUGUUCAGUGGUGUCAAGCAAAUACAACCAUUAUCCAAACGAAUCGUACGGGAUGCAACAAAAAGUCAUUAUUUCGAGCUAGACAGCAUGCAUGAAUGUUCACCUAUAUUAGACUUGAUACUGGAGCCAAACUUAGAAAUAUCAAAUAUGUCAAGACUAGAGGGUAUCUUGGUUGAUCCACCAUGGGAAUUUUACGUUGCAGAUGGACGAAACGAUGGUUUGUGUUCAUGGAAUAUUACUGAUUUCCAAAAACUAAUGGAGAAGGUGAUCACGCAUAUGUCUGCGGGACUUGUCUUUGUUUGGACACACAAAUUGAUUCAGGCUGAUGUAGUUAGAAUGAUGUAUACUAUAGAUUGUAAAUAUGUUGAGAAUCUGGUUUGGUUCAAAAAAUCUGUCAAUAAUGUACAUUUGGAUAAUCCAAGCCCAUACAUUAGUUCAACAAAAGAGAUUCUGUUGAUUUUUAAAAAGGGCGAUGGAUUCGAAUUGAGACAUCAACGAUCACCUGAUGUCAUCAUUGACUUUGAGAUACCUACCGAACAAUGGAUUGACGAUGAAUAUACUGAACCAAAGCCUUCAGGCGUGUAUGAUAUGAUUGAAAUCCUGCUUCCGAAAGCAGGAUUUGAUGACAAGUUGAAGAGGGGAAGGCUUUUAGAACUCUGGGCCAAGAGGAAUUCUCCUCGAAGAGAAGGCUGGAUCAUGUUUCAUGAGAAUAAAAAGCAUAGAAAUAUUGAAUAA